Talaromyces amestolkiae is the source of this 2907-nucleotide messenger RNA. RefSeq lists its product as uncharacterized. The record is from RefSeq and is a predicted model, not a curated record. Gene Ontology annotation, cellular component: plasma membrane. The coding region runs from base 1 to 2907 and encodes 968 amino acids. Gene Ontology annotation, molecular function: calcium-activated cation channel activity. NCBI's taxonomy places the organism in Eukaryota, Fungi, Ascomycota, Eurotiomycetes, Eurotiales, Trichocomaceae. The transcript is spliced from 3 exons.
AUGGCUGGUCCAGUCCAUCACAUGGCUUAUGCCAUGGCUAUACGAGACGACAGCGAUCCAUCUCCAGCCGAUCAGUUCUUGCGUCUAAUUCAAAACCCAUUCAAAGAAACUAUCCAACUCAAUGCCUUCUGGGUGUCCCUCGCUACGUCCCUCGGCAUAUCUGCUAUGCUCGCUCUUCUAUUUUCCAUAUUCCGCCCAUAUCACAACGCAAUCUACGCGCCAAAAGUCAAACAUGCCGACCAGAAACACGCCCCGCCGCCUGUGGGCAAAGGAGUCUUCGCUUGGGUUCCGCCGGUCCUGAGUGUCAAGGAAGAAAAUCUUGCAGAUCGAAUUGGCCUGGAUGCUAUCGUGUUUCUACGUUGCGCGAAGAUGAUGAGAAAUAUAUUCUUGAUUUUAAGCGUCAUCGGCUGUGGUAUCCUCAUUGCUGUCAACAUCACACAAAGCAACGGAUCGGCUGUUCCGGGGACUUCGGCUUUCACACUCAUGACGCCGUUGUAUAUCCUCACCGAAGCUGUGUGGGCUCAGGUUGUCUGUGCCUAUGCUUUUGACAUUGUUAUUAUGUUCUUCUUAUGGCAGAACUACAGGCAUAUUCUUGCCUUGCGGAGACGCUAUUUUGAUAGCUCAGAGUAUCAGAUGAGUCUCCAUGCUAGGACUUUGAUGAUUACGAGUGUUCCACCAAACCUCCGUUCCGAAGAAGGCCUAAUGCGAUUGACUGACGGCGUCAAUCCAACCUCAUCUCUGCCGCGGACCACAAUCGGACGAAAUGUCAAAGACCUUCCUUCCCUGAUCAGGAAGCAUGAAGAAGCUGUUAGAGAGUUGGAAUCCGUACUGGCUAAAUAUCUCAAAAAUCCAGACCGUAUGCCAAUCAACAGACCCACAAUGAGCGUUCCUAGAAAAUCGCGUGGCGAAGGUGGUUCCGGAAAAGUAGAUGCAAUCGACUAUCUCACAGAUCGGAUUCAGGAGCUGGAGGCUAGGAUAAAGGAUGUCCGUCAAUCAGUCGACAAGCGCAAUCCCAUGCCCUAUGGCUUUGCUAGUUGGGAAGCUAUCGAACACGCUCACGCCGUUGCAUACACAGCCCGCAAGAAGAAACCUCAAGGCACAAUAAUCAAACUCGCCCCAAGGCCUAACGACAUCAUUUGGGAGAAUCUCCAUUUGUCACCGCAAACGAGAAGAUGGCGCCGUCUGGWCAAUGUGUUUUCGAUUACACUAUUGACGUUGUUAUGGGUUGCGCCUAACGCUAUGAUUGCAAUUUUCCUUUCCGAUCUCAACAACCUUGGUCUGGUCUGGCCUGCGUUUCAGACUUCUCUGGAAGCGCAUCCGAAUACGUGGGCGGCCGUGCAAGGUAUUGCUUCGCCUGCAUUGACUUCUUUGAUAUAUCUGGUUUUGCCGAUCUUUUUCCGACGCCUCAUGCGCCGUGCAGGCGAUCUCACCAAAACCGCUCGAGAGCAGCAUGUCAUUCACCACUUGUACUUUUUCUUCAUCUUCAACAACUUGAUAGUCUUUUCGCUGUUUUCCGCAGCGUGGACCUACGUGGCAGCCGUCAUCAAUGCAAAGAACAACAAUGAAAGCGCGUGGCAAGCUAUUAAGGAUGGUCAGUUCUGGUACAAGGCUUUGUCCGCUUUGUGUCAAGUGUCUCCUUUCUGGGUUACUUGGUUGUUGCAACGUAAUCUCGGUGCCACUUUGGAUCUCGUGCAGUUAGUUACCAUUGUAUGGCAAUGGUUUAUGAAGACAUUUAUGGCUCCGACGCCGCGCCAAAGUAUCGAGUGGACAGCUCCUCCUCCAUUCGACUAUGCGAGUUACUACAAUUACUAUCUGUUCUACGCGACUGUGGCCUUUUGUUUUGCAACCUUGCAACCAAUCAUUCUUCCAGUGGCCGCACUUUACUUUGCAUUGGACUGUUAUUUCAAACGGUAUCUGCUGUUAUAUGUCUUUAUCACCAAGAACGAAUCUGGCGGUCUUUUCUGGCGAAUAGUUGUCAACCGAAUGCUCUUUGGAGCAUUUCUGUCUAAUAUUGUGAUAGCUUUGGUUGCCACGUCUAAGGGUACCUGGACAAUGGUAUACUGCUUGGCCCCUCUACCAUUCAUCAUAUUGGGUUUCAAAUGGUUCUGUUCAAGGACUUAUGACGAUGAUAUGGUUUAUUACAACAAGGGAGUCCUUAAUGAUGCCGAGGCUCUAGGCGCCUCGAUGGGCAAAGGUCCCAAGCGAGCAGGUGAUCGCCUGAAUUCGCGGUUCGGACAUCCAGCGCUAUUCAAGCCUUUAAUUACUCCAAUGGUACAUGCGCGGGCCGCAGAGACAUUGAAAUCGAUCUACCGAGGUAGACUGGGUAAUUUGGACUCUGCCGCUGAAUACUCAGAUAUCGCCAUGCAGUCCAUGUCCACAUCGGCUCCUGGAAAGCCAAUGGACUCGGCACCAUUCGAGGUCGUCGCUGAAAACCAACUUGAUUUCUCGUACUUUAAGAACCGCGCCGAUUUCAGAGAUGAGUUUGGCGGCGAUAUCUAUGGACGACCGGAGGAUCUUAUCUCUGAACGAUCUCAGACGCCACGGGCCUUUAUGGGUGACUCUCCAAAUUCAUCACGGGCUUCAUCGCCCGUAUCUGCAUUUACCCGCAAGCAAACAGAGGGAUACGACUUGGGCAUGCAGCGACCGCUCGACAUGGACCACCCAGCGUUCCGCCCUCAAAUGUCUCGCGUCGGCAGCAACGUCAGUGAUCCGAACGUGCCGUCCUUGUAUAUGCAGUCGAAUGAGAGCGAGUCUAGGCUACUAAGCCACGCCCAGCUACCCGCCGUCGAGGGAGAUAAUACAAUCCACACCGUUGAUCGAUGGCGGACACGCGGCUACGGACCUGUAGCUCAAGAUGACAACAACCCUCCUCCGACAUCAUACGAUUAUUUCCGCGGGAAACGAUGA